CUCCAUUGGCCAACAACACACACAAACACAAGUGUAAGUCUUAGAGAAGUAAGAAGAAGAAGGAAAAAAAAAUGGCCAAAUUGUUCAUGGCUUUGCUCUUGGCUCUUGUAGCCACUCAUGCCCUAGCUCGACCUACCCCGGACACCACCUUCAAUGACCAAAAGAACUUCCUGACCUACGGUGGCCUCGGUGCCUACUCCGGCAUCGGCAGCAACGGCCUCCCGUUCGGUGGGGUGGGAGGUGCCAUGGGAGGAACUGGCCUCGGUGGCGGUCUUGGUGGUGGUCUCGGUGGCGCUACUGGACUUGGUGGACUGGGAGGCUCUGGAGGUGGAGCUGCGGGUGGACUCGGGGGCGGAGCUGGUGGAGGAGCUGGUGCCGGAGUUGGUGUUGGUGGUGGUUCUGGUCUUACUAAUCCUUAAAGUUAUUCAGUCUUGUUUGAUUUCCACCCAAAAUGUUAUUAGGGUAUGAAGUUUAGUUAUUUAGCUUUUAAGUGGAGUAUUAUGAACCUAUGCGUUAUUAUGUUUUCUUCCUUUAAUUCAUGAGAAUUUCAUUAAAUUAUUUUGUUUGAUGUUGUAUUACGUUGUUGGUUUCAGUUGAUUUGAAUUGCCAAUAUUUUUUUUAA
Molecule: messenger RNA, 622 nt
Organism: Benincasa hispida (wax gourd)
Lineage: Eukaryota; Viridiplantae; Streptophyta; Magnoliopsida; Cucurbitales; Cucurbitaceae
Source: RefSeq, a predicted model, not a curated record